GGUGACCGUUGAGCAUUCCCGCCGAAAACUCGAACAGCCGCAGCUGUUGUCGUGCCCUGACCGUCCCCUUCUGUUUUGUGCUGCGAGCGUGUGUGUGUUUGUUGUGCAGAGCUUUCCCAUCCAACCUCUCUCUCCCUUUGUUGUUUUGUUGGCUGCCAGCAGCUGCAAGCAAGCCUUCUUUGGUGGCUCGUUCUUGUGCGUCGCCCCCUUUGUUGCUUGUGGCAGUUGCCUCGCGUCGAUUGCAUUCCACGCCAAGCAAGCAAGCUGUCUCAACACCUGCCGCACCCUUUGACACAAUCAACAACACCUGUGACAACAGACCAACACAACACCAAGACAACAGCAGCCACCAGCAGCCACCAGCAGCGAGCUGCGCACACCCAUUCCAUCACCAGCUUGGUCGUGCAACUGUUUGCUGAGCUGUGUUGGUUGGGGAGCCGCCUCUCGUUGCUUCCUGUCUUUGUUGAGGCUGCCAAGCAGCAACACCAUCAGCACCAGCCAGCGCACAAGUCGAGUGCGCCGUUUCUGACCAUCACCUCCGUGUUUCGCGCGCAUAGGCGAUCAUGGCAGAGCCCAACUUCAACAACUGCACCCACGAAGGGGUGCCUUCGUCACCUCAAGGAGGAGGCAGGUUAUCAUUCAGCCAAGGCAGCCAUGCAAUAACCUCCACUCCAGCCAUAACAAGUACAGCAACAACAACAGCAACAACAACAACAGCACCAUCACCACCACCAACAUCAUCAGCAGUAACAACUGUCGACGUUGGCGUUGACGCUGAGGAGCCGCGCACCCCACCAGCGCUGCUGCUUUCCCGCGACUUUGGUGGUGACGACCUGAACAGCUCGUCCUUCCUCGAGUUUAGCGAGGGCAUGCACACGCCACCACGCGACUCUGCGCGUAGGCGGCGGCCCAUGCCUGUGCCGCGCUCCCCGAACCCGCCCCGUCCGCGGCCGGUGCUUGGGUUUGACGACACCGCAUCAUCGCCGCCCCCGCCACCAACGACGACAAUGACGUUCUCGAUGGCGCACGUGCCAGCAUCGCCGUGCCCGCCGCGAACGGAGGUGCCGCCGUCACCGGCACGCAAGGGCCCGCGCGCAGCGUUUGCCAUGCGCUCACCGCGGCCGCGGCCGAACCUCUGCGCACCUUCGAUGGCAAUCCCACCAACAACACCGACAGCAGCAGCCAUGCGCGUGUGUGCGACGAGCCCGGACCACAUUGACACCGCGUUUUCCGGGCGCCAACACCUCCACCCACGCGAUGCCACAGCGCGUGGUGUGGGCAACACGGCGCUGCUGUCCCUGGGGACGGCAGGCACGUUUGCAGCCACCCCGCACUCCCCCAUCCCACUGUCGAAGCAGGACUCGCACAUCCAGUUGCGGAACCAGCCGGCAACGCCACGCAGCCUGCUGCACCGUGCACGACGAGGUGUCCUCAUGCGCAACAACAGCGUGGUGCUUGCCUCUGAGGGCGACGACCAGAACACCAACCACGCCAACGUCAACCCGUUUACGCCGCGCACCAAGGGCAAGCGCGGGCACGACGACUCCCAGCCGCUGCUCCGCAACAACCCGCAGCCGCACAAGAAGACGUUCAGCGUUGUGCGGCGCUAUCGUGAGGAGUUUGUUGAGGAGAGCAUCCUUGGCAAAGGCGACUUUGGCACCGUCUACAAAUGCAGACACAAGCUCGAUGGGAUGGUGUACGCCAUCAAGAAGUCGCGCAAACGCAUCGCCGGCCUCGCUGAAGAACGGCAGCUGUUGCGGGAGGUGUAUGCGCAUGCGGUGCUGCAGGCGCAGCCGUACAUUGUGCGCUACUUCUCCGCGUGGGAGGAGGACAAUCGCAUGAUUAUCCAGAACGAGUACUGUGACGGCGGCACCCUGGCCAAGCUGUUUGAUGACCACAGGCGCGCAAACAGGCCCUUUCUCGAGCACACGCUCCUCGUCAUCCUCAAACACCUGGCACUGGGCACACAUGCAUUACAUCGGCUGAAGCUGGUGCACAUGGACAUCAAGCCCGCAAACAUCCUGAUCAAGUACGAGGAGCCGAUUGGGCGCGUGGCGAAACCGCGGCAGGCCGCACGGGCACGGCGGAAGCUUGACAAGCGCAUGUCAAUGACGGCGGAUGACGCUGCGGUGCAGCCUGGUUAUGAGUCGACGGAUGUUGAGCUGACUGAUGAGGAGGACGCAGACAACACCACCAACAGCCACGAUGGUGAUGAGGAGGAGAGGAGGGGUCGUGGGUUGAGCCGGGGAACGCGUUCACGGUCCCGUUCACGACUGCGGGGAUGGCACCAGGAUGACGAGCAGACAGCAACGAUGGAGGGUGCUCGUGGUAAAGAUGACGGUGCGCACGAGCAUGAUGAGCACAGCAGCGGGUCCAACAGCUUCAACACGUCGGGCACGCUGCCCUCAGACCUGGAGUCUGUGUUUGGAGAGAGCGGGAGUGAUGGUGAAGGUGGCGGCUCUGUCAGCGGCACCAUGUCCCGUCUCGGCGUGUCCACUAUUAACAACGCGAAGGGUGACGCAAACACAGACGCCAUCAGCACCAACAGCAACAUCGGUGCUACCGCCACUGCCACCGCGAAUGCCACGGUUACCGACACUGCUGCAGCCAAGAAGCAGGGGCGAAGGGGCCGGUUGCAGCUGUUUGGUGGCGGAAAUGAUGAUAGCAGCCGUGCUGCUGGCACCCAUAGCGAUGCGUUUGCUUCCGCAUGCAGUGCUGGCAAGACGGCGACAGCAACCAUGAUGGCGCGCCGCCCGCUCAUGCCGCGCGAACACGCAGACAACACCAUCACCAACAGCACCAACAGCAGUGGUCUGGGUGUGAUUACGAGCACGAGUACGGUGGGCAGCGCUGACGACGUGUUUGAGCCCGAGAGCGCGACGGUGACGACGUGCGGGACAUCGGAUGCGGGCGAUGCGGGCGACGCCGUUGAUGUUGCUGACAUCAUCGUGGACGCAGAGCACACACAUGCACAUGCACAGGAGGCGCAUGUUGCUGGGAGUGGUGUGCUGAAGAAGGUGUCGUUUAAGCUCGGCGAUCUUGGACUGGUGACGCGCCGCGAUGACAAGUCGGCAGAAGAGGGCGACAGCAGAUACCUCGCACGCGAGGUGCUGAAGGGCCAGUACCGCGAUCUGUCCAAGGCGGACGUGUUCUCCAUUGGCUGCACCAUGUACGAGCUCGCCAGCCUCGUGCCGCUCGCUGCAAACGGGCCAGAGUGGCACCGUCUGCGCGACAGCCCGCCACCGCUUGCCGGCUACUCGUCCAAGUUCAACCACCUUGUCAUGGCAAUGCUCUCUGAGCAGCCGGGCGAGCGGCCGACCACCUCUGACAUUCUGAAGAGCGAGCUGUUGCGGCCGGACCCUGACCCCGACACGAGCACGCAGCUGAAGGAGGCCCUCGACCGCGUCCAGCAGCUCGAGCGAGAAUUGCGACAGCAGAAACAGCUGGCGAGCCGCCGCGGCAAAGUGCCCGUGACCAGAAAGCAGUCGUGCGUCUUCUGAGGGCAUCGACGACAACGUCGCACACGUGUUCAUCAACGAACGCGUCCCAUCGCACCUUCGAAUGCUUUUUCCCUUCAAGUCCGCCUUUCGGACGCGCACACGCGUCCCAAUCUCUCUCUCUCUCUCUCUCUCUCUCUCUCUCUCUCUCUCUCUCUCUCUCUCUCUCUCUCUCUUCGCUUCCAUUUCUUCUGACAUGACCUGCACGAGCAUGUAUCAUGCCGGCACAGCUCACAUGGCUGUUUCUGCUUCUUCCCCCUCUUCUCUCUCUUGUCUUCUUCGGGUACUAAUUUGGCCAGUAUGAUUAACCUUGUAUGCGUGUGUGUGCGUCGUGCACCACAUCACUCCAUCACAACACCUACCUGACCAGGCACAACCAACCACUAACCGCACCGAGUGCUUUCCAUCCCCGCUUCCCGUUGCAUGUUCUUUCUUCUUGUUGUUGACUUACACCUUGCUUACUGCUGUGCGUAGCGCAUUCAAGUCAUGUUUCGCUCAUGUCGCACGCAAGUGCACUGAGUCAACGUGUACGUGUAUUGUCUGUCAACGUGUAUUGUAAUGUAACAACCCAACAUCGUACAUAGCCCGAAAGAAAUAAAGCAUUGUCUGAC
Salpingoeca rosetta is the source of this 4108-nucleotide messenger RNA. RefSeq names its product WEE protein kinase. Gene Ontology annotation, molecular function: ATP binding; protein kinase activity. The transcript has 10 exons. Bases 564 to 3500 code for a protein of 978 amino acids. The record is from RefSeq and is a predicted model, not a curated record. NCBI's taxonomy places the organism in Eukaryota, Choanoflagellata, Craspedida, Salpingoecidae. Gene Ontology annotation, biological process: protein phosphorylation.